GGCACGGCGGGGGAGCUGCUCUUUCGCAGGCGGUGCUCCAGGGUUCAGAGUCAGGCUGUAGUCAUUGGAUAAGGAGGCGCUGUGAUUGGGAAGGCGGCGCUCCCGAAGCUCCUCUCCGAAGCUGUCCGCCCGCGUACUCCUGACUCCAAGCACACACAGACCCCUGCCCAGUGCAUACAGAAGCUGUGCUAUGGCAUGUGUGCGCACUGAGAGGUAACAGUGUACCUCUCCAGCUGCGUGUGGCACUCCUGAGAAAGCGUCCCUUUCCUACCUGCUGCUCUAUCUAAUACAGGACAAUGGGAUACUUUGUAAGCUUCCUGAGGGAUCCUUGAUCUGAAGUCACUUUUCUUUCCUUUAUUUUGAUUUUUUUUCUCAUUUUUUUAAAGAAAAGAAGAAAAAAAGAUGUGAUUUUUUUUUUUGUAAGGACUUGAGGACAAUAACAUGGUAUUGGGAUCUGGGGUCUUCACAUUGCGAUGGGUGUCUGUGUGUCUGUGGGUGCCUGAUUCUGAGAUCCCAGGGCCGAUUGCCUGUGAUGGACGAAGUUGAUAUCAAUGAGAGCAGUACGGAGGCGGUCCCCAGCUAUGGAGUGGUCGAGAGGAUUGCCCUCAUCUCCUUCUUCUCCCUGGUGAUGCUCAUGACUGUCUUGGGGAACCUGCUCGUCAUGGUGGCUGUUUGCAGAGACCGGCAGCUCAGGAAGAUCAAGACGAACUACUUCAUUGUGUCGCUGGCGUUCGCAGACCUGCUGGUGUCCGUGAUGGUGAUGCCGUUCGGCGCCAUCGAGCUGGUCCACCAGAACUGGAUCUACGGAGAGACCUUCUGCCUGGUCAGGACAUCGCUGGACGUGCUGCUGACCACCGCCUCAAUCCUGCAUCUCUGCUGCAUCUCCCUGGACAGGUACUACGCCAUUUGUUGUCAGCCGCUGGUCUACAGCAACAGAAUGACGCCCCUGAGGGUGUCUCUCAUGUUGGGGGGUUGCUGGGUAAUCCCAUCCGUCAUCUCCUUCUUACCCAUAAUGCAAGGCUGGAACAGCAUUGGGAUAGAUCAUUUGAUAGAAGCAAGGAAGUUCAGCGGGGACUCGAACUCCACCAUGUGUGUUUUCAUGGUGAACAAACCAUACGCGCUCACCUGCUCUGUGGUGGCGUUUUACAUCCCUCUGGGGCUGAUGGUCCUGGCCUACCAGCGCAUCUACGUGACCGCGCGGGAGCACGCUCGACAGAUCAACAUGCUGCAGCGUGCGGGGGGUGCCAGCGCCUCUUCAGACAGCGCCGCCCACCAGCGCAACCACCGCAUGCGCACGGAGACCAAGGCAGCCAAGACUCUGGGUAUCAUCAUGGGCUGCUUCUGCCUGUGCUGGGCGCCCUUCUUCAUCACCAACGUGGUCGACCCAUUCAUCGACUACGCGGUGCCCGAGAAACUGUGGGCCGCCUGCCUGUGGCUGGGCUACAUCAACUCCAUGCUCAACCCCUUCCUGUAUGCCUUUCUGAACAAAUCCUUCCGCCGUGCCUUCCUCAUCAUCCUGUGCUGUGGGAACCAGCGCUCUCGCAGGCAGUCCCUCCUGGUGCCCAGCGUGCCCUGCCCUGCCCCUACAAUCAACGGAUCUACACACGUGCUGAGCGGCUGUUCCUCUGCAUCCAAACUCCUGCUAUGGUUCUGCAACACCAGGCCCGUUCCGGUCUAGAGCUGCCUGGAGCGCGUGCAAGUAUUUGGUGCUGCACAAUGGAAAUCACCCCAAACAGGAGAAUCUAUCCCUUCAGAACCGUAGAGAGUCCCGGGAAUCUUGCUUCUGAUCCGAAGAGAGAGAGGCAUAUGGAACCUGGGAACAGGGAUGCACACAGAGGAUGAGGCAGGGCUUGGUGCCACCGGAUUGGAAUCGCUUGUCCAUAACACCAACUUAAUUACCACAGCAGUGACUUCAUUUGGGAGAGUUUGGAAAAUCCUGUUUGGGAGUCAGUGGCUGAUUGACUAGUAACAAAAAAGAAAGUCUGUUCUAAGCUCUCUCUCGCUCUCUCUUUGUAUCAUUAUCAUCCUCAAAGGUGCACUGGGCAUUAACCAAACAUUGCCAAAGCUAUUAAAUAUAUAAUGUCAGGUUUGCAGACUAUUGAAACUACAGUUUGCCAAAAUCCUAAGAAUUUAGGUUUCUCUCUGGAAGGAGUUUGAAAGGAAAGCACAGAAAACAAGCUGACAAUAGUAAUGACACUAAUUACAACGUAAUGAUUAACAAGCACUGUACGAUGAGUGUUACCGCAGGUAUUGCAUUUCAGAUUAAGCUUAAUAUAAUAUUAUUAAGGAUUUGUUGCGGGUGUAGUUAGGUUUACAAAUAUAUUUUUAUGAGUUAAAUGCAGAUGUCUCAGAUUUCUAAGAAUCUGUCCAGAGCCAAAAAGUUGGAAGCUAAACUUGGCCGUGUUAAUGCAAGUUUGUCUUGGGCAAAAAUACACAAAACAGAAUAGUAUUAUACACAAGAAAAGGCAUUUCAUUCUUCAUUAUUCUUCUGUCGCUCUCUCUAUCAAACACACACAUCACAAAGAAAUGAGUGAAAUCCAAAACUGGGUAGACUUGUGACUUUAUAAGCACACGAUUGAAUCACGUGCUUUGGAAACAGGAGUCUUGGAUCAAAGUUAAUUUCUCUUUACCAUGUUCAUGCAGCUCCCCUUGAAAGCCCAUUCAGAUAUGCAAAACUCCAUCAUGCUUGGUUUGAGCUCAUAAAGAACUGAAGCUCAGUCGAGUGGGUUCAGUGUUUUCUCAGUCGCUGUUGGCGUGACACACAUCAACACAGCAUUAGAACCGGACAGGAGGUGAAAGAGCCUGAACUCCUGGGACCUGCCCCGGAUUACUCCUCUAUAAGAACCAUCUUCACCACCGCACUGUGGAAACCAACAACGGGAAACUGAUGUUGAAAGAAUCGUGAACUUGAGCGUUGCUGUUCGUUUUGUUUUGUUUUGUUUGUUUGUUUCAGGUGGUUGUGUUGCUCGCUUAUGUUUUUGGUGGUUGCUGGUUCAACAUGUCAGUGAUGUGUUUCUGUUUGUCUGUUUGUUUGUUUGUUUUGAAACUCCUUCCUGGUCAAUGCUCUUUUACCACUGACUCAAAGACUAUCCAGCCAGUUUCAGAUGGUAAUAUUGCUGAUCAGAUAACAGAGAGGCACAGGAGUUUUGCAUGGGCACUCAUUAGUUGGUUUGUAAUCCUCUCCAUGGGACAGGUUUCCUCUCAGCAGGUGCUGCUAGCAGUAUACACCAGUAAGAAUUCAGCACACAGCGCUGAGUGCCUUACCACUGCUCAGUGCAGAAACAGAGAGAUUGUACACCAAACGUUAUGGGAUAUCUACAUGAAGUAUUGGUGGUUGCAAUCAUUCUCAACAGUUCUAUGUUCUGAUGCUUCAAUCCUAUUUGAAUAUGACGUUCCACUUUCUGACAGAAGCAUUGUAUUUUGUAAUUGGUAACUGAUGAUCAUGUGUCACCUCCUGACUUUUGUCCCCCACCGCUGGUGAAAUGUACAGUUAAACACACACACACACACACUUCCAUACACACACACACACGUUGCUCAAAACCGUGCAUGCUGCUGCAAGAAGGCAGAAUCGCUGGCUAUGCUUGCAGUGGGAUAUGCUAAAAUAAUUUAUAAUUGUAAGGAAAAAUAAUAAUACCAGGGCUUUCCUCACUUGUUAAAUAAUUUGAUGUAUUAUGAUAAUGUGUGAUGAUGGAUACAAUAUACAGUAUGCACUUUAAAGCAGAACAGCCCCCUAAUCGCCGUUAAUCAGUGAACACAGUAAACAGCCCUGUCAUUUGAGUCCUGUUUAUUAAACCCCAUAGCAAUCCCUUCAGAGGCAGCAAGCACUACAAAUGGAUUAUCCGGUGCACUCCGGUUAUCUCAGAGCACACAAUGAAUAAGGGGAUAGCUUUGAUCUUCUCACACACUAUCAUAACCAUACACGGCUUGUCAAUGCACAUUAAACAUGUGGGACUGCCUGCUACACUACAUCACUGACUUCCAGCACUGCUCUAUCUAAAUUGAUGAUGAUAUUCCAUUUCAAAUCCCCAGCGCUCACAGUUAUUUAUUUCAAGAUGGUGACUGGAAUAUUAAACACACUGGAGUUCAGAAUCCCAAAUUAUUGUAUUAUGUGAAUACAAACUCUGAACUGAGUAUAAACCAAAUAUGAACAAUUAACAAAAAGAUUGAUUACAUGAUUUAAGUUUGACUAAGUUUGUAACCAGAUUGCAGCCUUGAAGUGAUGGGUGUGAUCCAACGUGAUGCUUGGAGAAUGUUUGAAGUGGGCGACCCCUCUAUACAGCUUUCCUCUUGUAUCGUUUUAGACUGAUAGCCUCUCCUGUUCUUUCCUCAGUCAGUCGGAGCUGUAUUCACAAUGAUAAGCCCGGUCAGGUCAGUCAGUUGUGUUGCUGAUUGACGGAUCAGUCCACUAAAGCUCUACUGUGUGACCUAACAGAUACCAAAGAGAGGAGGCACCCAUCGUGAGGCUGGAGUAGUUCUAUGAUGGGAGCUAAACUGGGCACAGACUGCGUGUAAACAUUACAGCAUGCUGACCUUAUAUCCUAACCUUACAUCAGCCUCCUGACCCCACAGCUAGAUCUUAAAACAAGGACCCUUCAUGCUGAACACUCAAAAACAGCUACGGUUUCCCUGAGCCAUUAUCUUGCAGCACAGCAAACAAGCUCCUCAAGCCUGCAUCCAGUGCCCUAACCAACGAGCCACUCACCAACACUACAGAGGAUGAACCCAUGGCACAAACACAUUGUAAAUCUAUAAAUAUUGCACAGGAUUAUGUUUAGUUUUGUAAGUCUUCAGUAUUUAUUUUGAUAUGAUGGGUAUUUUCAUGUUAGGCUUCUCAUUCAAGGAGCUAAGUGUAUUUACUUUUUUUCUGUUGCUAUGUGACAACUAUAAAUAAACAAAAAUAAGAACAAGAUGUUAAAAAGCC
Acipenser ruthenus (sterlet) is the source of this 4924-nucleotide messenger RNA. RefSeq names its product 5-hydroxytryptamine receptor 4-like. The record is from RefSeq and is a predicted model, not a curated record. Bases 533 to 1678 code for a protein of 381 amino acids. Gene Ontology annotation, biological process: chemical synaptic transmission; regulation of appetite; adenylate cyclase-activating adrenergic receptor signaling pathway. The transcript has 8 exons. Gene Ontology annotation, molecular function: G protein-coupled serotonin receptor activity. NCBI's taxonomy places the organism in Eukaryota, Metazoa, Chordata, Actinopteri, Acipenseriformes, Acipenseridae. Gene Ontology annotation, cellular component: plasma membrane.